This is a messenger RNA of Bombyx mandarina (wild silkworm), 671 nucleotides long. RefSeq names its product luciferin 4-monooxygenase. NCBI's taxonomy places the organism in Eukaryota, Metazoa, Arthropoda, Insecta, Lepidoptera, Bombycidae. The record is from RefSeq and is a predicted model, not a curated record. Gene Ontology annotation, molecular function: CoA-ligase activity.
UAAGGUUGUAGAUCCCGAAACCCGUCAAGUACUGGGCGCAAAUCGUCGUGGCGAAAUUUGCCUUAAAGGACCUGUUUUUAUGAAGGGUUACAUAGGAGUAGACCCUUCAAUUUACCUAGACGAGGAAGGUUUCUUCAAAACGGGGGACUUAGGUUAUUACGACGAAGACAAAUACUUUUACAUUGUCGAUAGAUUAAAGGAAAUUAUUUCAUAUAAAGGAGACCAGGUUCCACCCACGGAACUAGAGACUGUCCUGUUACUCCAUCCUGCAGUGAAAGAGGUGGGUGUGGUCGGAAAACCUCAUCCAGAGGACUAUGAACUGCCAACAGCUUUUAUAGUAAAGCGCCCAGGAUUUAAUGUUACCGAACAGGAGUUAAUUGAUUUUGUGGUUGCAGAAGUUCCACCAUAUAUGGAAUUAAAAGGUGGUAUUCGAUUUAUAAAUGAAUUACCAAGAAACCCUAGAGGCAAAAUAUUAAGAAGAACUCUUCGCGAUAUGCUUUUGAAAGAACAGUAAAAAUAGAUAUUUAACUGUUAUUCAGUAAAUAAGUCCUUUAAAUUUUUACUUAUCGUAUUUACAUAUAAUAUUGGUAUAUACAACACAUACCUCUAUAUAGUGUGUACCUCUAUAUUUACCCCAUUAAUUAAAUAUCUUAAUUUUUUUUCUAUCUUGA